CUUUCCAACCGACAGAUGUUCCCAAUUAUUUUUGUGCUCGAAAGCUUUGCAAGAGCCCAUUGUCUAGGGGCAGCAAGAUCAUGCACGUUGCGAAUAUUCUUCUUCUUAGUAGAAGUCACAGCUCAAAUUGAAGAGGGGAGAGAGAUGGGGAGUUCAGGAUGCGGGGCUGCUACCAAGAGGUUCAGGCCACACAUAUUGAUGGUUUCGACGCAGCUAGGCUACACGUUUCUCUACAUCAUCACUCAAGACGCUUUCAGUCAAGGGCUGAAUCCCCAUGUCUCCGUGACCUACAGGAACGUCGCAGCAUUUUUUGUAAUGCUGCCGUUUGCCUAUUUCCUUGAGCGGAAAACGCGACCCAAUUUAACAAUAGUUCUGUUUUUAGAGUUAUUCGUUCUCUCUCUUAUUGGGGUGAGUUUGUCGCCGAAUAUGUACUUUGCGAGCCUGAGAUAUACUUCUCCAACGUUCGUUGCUUCCAUGGUUAACACUAUAGCUUCUAUGACCUUCAUCAUUGCAGUUGUGACUCGAAUGGAGAAACUGGACGUAACAAGCAGAAGAGGAGCAGCAAAGGUGGUUGGCACGGUAGCAUCGUUGGGUGGAGCAAUGAUAAUGUCGCUCUACAAGGGCCAAGCCAUCAAGAGGCUAUGGGGAGCGCUGCUUUCUAUACCAGGCACCACAGUCCACGAGGACUGGGUUAAAGGCUCCAUCCUCACAAUAGCAAGCUGCUUCGCCUGGGCCGUGUGGUUUGUCAUGCAGGCCAGCACGCUGAAGCGGUAUCCUGCACAGCUCUCACUGACCACAUGGAUGUCCUUCUUUGGAGCUGCACAGUCUGCGGUCUAUACAGCUUUCAUUGAGCAGAAGCCGCAGGCUUGGAUGAUUGGUUUCAACAUCAACUUCUGGGCCAUCAUCUAUGGGGGCGUCGUAAUUUCAGGCCUUGUGACCUUCGUUCAGCUGUGGUGCACGGAGAAAAAGGGGCCAGUCUUUGUCACCAUGUUCAAUCCACUUUGCACCGUGCUGGUGGCCUUAACAGCAUACGCGCUUCUAGGCCAGGACUUGAACACCGGAAGUGUUGUAGGAGGAACCAUUGUCAUUGUUGGUCUUUACUUGGUGCUAUGGGGGAAGGAAGAGGAUCAACAGGCAAAUGACGAGGAGCUGCUGCCGCAGUUUGACUCCAAACUUCCUGCAUCGACAAAGAAUGGUCACAUGCAAGAGCAGAAUUUAAAUGAGGAGAAGGUUUCCAAGGAAUAGCCAGACAUUUAGGAUCAACUGUAAACGACCAGGAAAAAGAAUACAAGAAAAACAUGUCCUCCUUGACGUUCUGCGAUACCAUUUCUUUUUCCUUUUUUACUUUUUAAGUCUUCUGCAGUAGGAAACAGUAAUUAUGCAACAUGUAAUAAAGCAGAUGCCUGCCUUCCAACAAAAUGCGUUGGAACUUUAAUGAACUUCCUUUCUGCA
Messenger RNA from Nymphaea colorata (pocket water lily), 1452 nucleotides. Its product is annotated as WAT1-related protein At2g39510-like. Gene Ontology annotation, cellular component: plasma membrane. The record is from RefSeq and is a predicted model, not a curated record. NCBI's taxonomy places the organism in Eukaryota, Viridiplantae, Streptophyta, Magnoliopsida, Nymphaeales, Nymphaeaceae. Gene Ontology annotation, molecular function: transmembrane transporter activity. Bases 16 to 1245 code for a protein of 409 amino acids. The transcript is spliced from 8 exons.